Molecule: messenger RNA, 929 nt
Organism: Vigna angularis (adzuki bean)
Lineage: Eukaryota; Viridiplantae; Streptophyta; Magnoliopsida; Fabales; Fabaceae
Product: NDR1/HIN1-like protein 3
Exons: 1
Coding region: 78-791 (237 amino acids)
Biological process (GO): defense response to other organism
Source: RefSeq, a predicted model, not a curated record
AACUUUCACUAUACUCAAAGAGAAGUUUCCUUUCACAACGUUCCAAAAGUUCAAACCUUUUCGUCUUUAGGUUCUCAAUGUCGCAACUAAACGGAGCUUACUACGGUCCUUCCAUUCCGCCGCCGAAGUCCUACCGCCGUCCGUCCAGCGGCGGAGGUGGGUGCGGGUGCCUGAGCUGCUGCUGUGGGUGCAUCUUCAACUGCAUCAUCAGCCUCAUCUGCAAGAUCCUCACCACCGUGCUCAUCAUCGCCGCCGUGCUCGUGUUCCUCUUCUGGCUCAUUGUGCGCCCCAACGUCCUCAAAUUCCACGUCAGCGAUGCCUCUCUCACGCGCUUCACGUUCUCCAACAACACGCUCCACUACAACCUCGCCCUCAACGUCUCCAUCCGCAACCCCAACCGCAGAGUCGGCGUCUACUACGACCAAAUCGAAGCGCUCGCUUUAUACGACGAUGUUCGAUUCGCCUCCCAGUCCCUGGGGCCCUUCUUCCAGCACACCAAAAACACCACCUUCAUCAACCCCCUUUUUAAUGGCCAGCGCGUGACGCCACUCACGGCUGAGCAGGGUUCCCAUUUCGAAAAGGAGAACGGCGCCGGGAUUUUCUCCAUCGACUUGAACCUCUUCAUGAAUGUUCGGUUCAAGUUCUUGUUCUUCAAAAGCCACACCGUCAGACCCAAGAUUCGGUGUGGGUUGCACGUGCCGCUGAAAUCGCGUAACACAACUACCUCUCCUGACGCUGCGUUUCAGGCCACGGACUGCGAUUGGAUUUACAAACGAUGGUGGAUCCGUUGAAAAUUUAUUUUUUUUCCGAUGAGUUUUCUUGGUUCUUUAUCUUGCUUCACUGUUUUCUUUUGGUGAUGUAUAUUUUCUUGAUCACAUUUGUUCCCAAAUUGAUACCUAGCAGAUCUAUAUGUUAUGAAUUUAUUUAUU